Messenger RNA from Stylonychia lemnae, 1377 nucleotides. The record is from the annotation of a GenBank genome assembly. NCBI's taxonomy places the organism in Eukaryota, Ciliophora, Spirotrichea, Sporadotrichida, Oxytrichidae.
AUGUAAGAUUCUUUUGUAGAUCACACUAUGAGUACUAUUCUUAACUAAACCCAUGCAUCAGUUGAACAGCAGACUUCAAACUAAACAAGCUAAUCCUUGAAUGGAUUUAUCCAUUACUUUUCUAGCAAUUAAGAGGGCAUCACAUAUUAAAAUCCAAUGAAUACUCAACAAAAUGCAACUUUGGAGCUCACACAAAAUCAAACAAUAAGCGAGCAUACUAUAAACGAGAACUUUGAGAGUGAUUGUCAUCACUCCUUAAGUAAUAAUAAAGCAGAAAAUAACAGAAAUAUGUCGUAGCAUUCUGAACAAGUUAUGAUCGAACAUAACGAAUAAAAUUCCGCAAAAAGGGAUCGAAGGCUAUCAGAAUCACAACUGUAAGUGAAAUUGGUACAAGAUGGAAGCAGUCCAGCUUCAAGUUUAAGGGGCUAUUAAGGAUUAAGGUAGAGCUUGGGCAAACUCCAUAAAUAUGUUAAGUAACAUUUUCAUGAAGAAACUCAAAGAGUAUCUAAAAUUUAGCUUCAAGAUCCAGGAGCUUAGUCAGAUGAUUAAAACAGGGAAGUGAUGUCAGAUUAAAAGAGAUAAUCUAGAUAAAAUCUAAUUAAGUCCAUCACAUAUUCUAGCAAUCAUCAUUAAGAUUUUGAGUCGAUUUGUGAAAACAGCAGCGAGAAUGAACACUCAUUUUUAAAUUAAGGACUCAUAAUGUCUAUCAAUCAAAACAUCUAAUCAAUUAAUAAUGAUACGCACUAGUCACAAAACCAAUCAAACCCAAAGAAUAAUAAUUGCAUUGUGGAAGAAGACUUGCCAUCAAAGAUCAAUCAUCUUACUCCUCGCUAGGCUACUUAAGGUUUUAGUCAUCCAAAAAGAAUAUAUACUGGUCAAGGAACAAAUAACACCUCUGAUAAAAAUAGAAGGUCAGGUUCAUAAAGUCAAAAAAAUAGAUAAAAUAAUUCUUUUAAAACUACAUGUCUCGAGCCAUAGAUUAAUUUGGCUAUGAAAAAGAGUCUUCCAGAGAUUAAUAAGCUAUAGAUUGGCUUAAAGCAGACAUUUCACUCUAAAUUUGCUGACGAUAAAAGCAAGUUGUCUUAGAUAUUGCCAGAAACUAGAAAUGAAAGGACUAGUAAAGAUCUUUCAUUACAAAGAAAGAUAUCUAUUAGCGCGAAUGCUUCAAGUGAAUGUAAAGUUUAGGGGUCAUCAUCAAGACCAAAAGAUAAUUCAGCUUCUAGAUAAAAUUAUAGGAGUGAAAAGAUUUUCCAAUUAAAUAAAAUCAGAUUAGUCCAGGACUUAGCGAUAAUCUAACCAGAGUAAAGUUUCGCUAGAUGGAAUCUGCAAGUUUUGUUGCAGUAUCGAACAUAAAAAAGCUUUGGAGGUAGUCAAUGA